AUGGAGGGGCGGCAGCAGGAGCUGGUGCAGGAGCCCCGGCGGCAACCGCAGCGCGGGCAGGCCGCGGAGCAAAGCCUGCAGGCGGCGCAGGCCGAGCUCGCGCAGCUCCGCGCGGCGCCCGCGGCGGCACCGCAGCCGCCGCUAUUAAAGCGCCUUGGCGGCGCGACCGUGGACGCGCAGACCCUAGCGAGCUUCUCAGGUCGCCGCGAGGCGUGGCGGGAUUUCCGCUUCGUUUUCCGCGCCUUUGCCUGCGCCGCGCACGCCGCCAAGGCGGAGCUCUUCAGGCGCGCGGAGGCCACGGCCGUCCUCAGCCGGCAGCUGUGCUACAUGCUGGUGAUGGCGACGCCGGACGAC
Molecule: messenger RNA, 354 nt
Organism: Prorocentrum cordatum
Lineage: Eukaryota; Dinophyceae; Prorocentrales; Prorocentraceae
Source: the annotation of a GenBank genome assembly